UCCUCGGUAAAGAAGAAGAAUCCCCAAUUAUUUUAUCUGCACGUGUGUAUUAAAUUAUUGUAGUUUUGUUUCGAUUCAAACAUAUUCUUAAUUUCGAUGCCUCCUAUACGUAAAAAUAAGUCAAAAAAUUCCGGCAGACCAAUGCCGAAACAAUCUUCGGAGUCACAAGUGGUGGUUUCCGGACAAUUAGACAAGAAACUAAAAAAACAGCAAGAGAAGAAUGAUAAUAAACGCGGAAUUGUAUUCAUUAAACAUUUACCACAUGGGUUUUUCGAAGAGCAAUUGAAGAACUACUUUGAGCAGUUCGGCGCAGUCACACGCUUGCGGCUAGGACGUUCGCGUCGUACUGGAGGCAGCAAAGGAUACGCCUUUGUAGAAUUUGCAUAUCCAGAAGUGGCGGAGGUGGCUGCAGAGACCAUGGAUAAUUAUCUUAUGUUUAAGAAAGUUGUUAAAGCCGCUUAUAUACCUCCAGAAAAACAAUUAUACAAUUACUUCAAAACUUCGGUGCGCAAAGUUAAAAACAAGGCUGGCAGAGAUAUAUAUGUUUCCCAUAAAACAGCAGCUAUACAUCGCAAGGUAAAGCAAAUGAAUAAUUGGUCCGAUAAAAAUUAUCAAAAACGUGCAUUGAAAAAAUUGGAAAAGGUAAAAAAACUAAAUGAGAAGUAUGCACACUUGGGCAUUGACUUUUCCAAGGUGCUUAUUGAACCAAAUAAAAUUGUAAAUGACAAUGAUAGUGAGACAAAAUCUACAAAAGUUAAUGAAGAAAACUCCACAGCAAUAACUGGUAAAAGAAAAUCAAAAGGUGCUAUAGGCGAUGCAAAUAAAAAGUCGAAAAAAUCGAAAGAUUUAGAACUACAAGACCUACUAGGCAACACAAUAAAUGAUGAUUCGGAAGACGAAGAUUACGUUGCUUCGUCACAAAGCGGCAAUGAAAGUGCUGAGGAAAAUGAUAGCGACGAUGGAAAUCAUACUGACGGAGUCUCAACAAGCUCAGAUGAAGAAACUUAUGGGUUUACUAACGACUCGGAAGAUGAAGAAAACAGCAGCAAAGCACAGUUACGAAAAAAUACUAAAAAAGGGGCUAUUCCCUUUAGCAAGUCCGUAAAAGGCCCAAAAGUGGAUCCUUUGGAAAAGUUAAUCAAAAGGAAGCCUCUGAGUGGAGCUGUGCAGAAGGCCAAGAAAGCUCUUAAACCAACUGUUUCAAAGAAAACUCAAAAGAGUAUCGCACAAGUAACGGCCGCAAAAGAAAUACUAAAAACGAUGCCUUCAAAAAAAGUGAAAACGGUGGGAUUAAAAUCCAAGUCAUCUAAAACAAAAAAGAUUAGAAAAUAGCUUAUUUUUAACUUGUAUACAUUUUAUUUUCCAUCUAAAUUUAUACAAAUAUUAAUAAUACAUAAAUAUGUUUAAACUGUUAAAUAA
Molecule: messenger RNA, 1419 nt
Organism: Anastrepha obliqua
Lineage: Eukaryota; Metazoa; Arthropoda; Insecta; Diptera; Tephritidae
Product: MKI67 FHA domain-interacting nucleolar phosphoprotein
Exons: 3
Coding region: 97-1332 (411 amino acids)
Biological process (GO): maturation of LSU-rRNA from tricistronic rRNA transcript (SSU-rRNA, 5.8S rRNA, LSU-rRNA)
Cellular component (GO): nucleolus
Molecular function (GO): RNA binding
Source: RefSeq, a predicted model, not a curated record